UCUCCCGCGUGUUUCAGAAAGCGGCUGUGACCGGGCGGAAGUAAUUCCUUCGACUGCCCCGGAACCCACGGGGGCGAGCAGCUGGGGCGGGGGGGGCGGCCCUGGAAUAGGGGCUGUGGCGGUACACCGGGGAGACAGCUGCGGUGGCUGCAUUAGCUGCAGGACUGACAAGAAACUACUAAAGUUCCUGUGGAACCAAAGUAGAAUUUUAUAAGAACAUAAUGGAUGGAGAAGAGAAAACCUAUGGUGGCUGUGAAGGCCCUGAUGCCAUGUAUGUUAAAUUGAUAUCUUCUGAUGGUCACGAAUUUAUUGUAAAAAGAGAACAUGCACUAACAUCAGGAACAAUAAAAGCCAUGUUGAGUGGCCCAGGUCAGUUUGCUGAGAAUGAAACCAAUGAGGUGAAUUUUAGAGAGAUUCCUUCUCACGUUCUUUCAAAAGUCUGCAUGUAUUUUACCUACAAGGUUCGCUAUACUAACAGCUCCACCGAGAUUCCCGAAUUCCCCAUUGCACCCGAAAUUGCACUGGAACUGCUGAUGGCUGCGAACUUCUUAGACUGUUAAAUAAAAUAAAUUAUAAUAAACUGUUAAUUUUUUCAGUAUUUAAUACCUGUAGUUCAGUUAGUAAUUUUUUCAUAUGUAGCAUGUUGCCUGUAUGCAAUUGAACUAUAAAGUUAAUUGCAAAGCAGAUUAUCUUCUGUUCUUUUGCAUAGCAAUCAGAAUUGAAAUUUGUUUGCUACAUCAACAAGUUAAGGACGUUUUCACAAACAGAAAUAAACAAAUAUGCCAAUUCGUAGGUGGUUUUGCUUUAUCUUUUGGAUGUGAAUUAAAAUUACAACAGUGAUGAUGAUAAAUGCUGAAAUGUAGGCAUGAGUGACAUGUUCUACAGGUAAAUAAUGGGGCUAAGUAUUUUUAUGUUUUUAGUAUUUUUUUUAUAAACCAAUUCUGAUCUUAUAGCCGCUGAUAGCAUUAUUAGAGUCAUGCAGAUAAUUACAUGAAAAACAUGUUUAUAACUUAGCUAAAACAUUGAUUUUUUAUAACUCUCAAAGAAUAAGAGUUGAAAUUUCCUAUGUGUUUUUGAUAAAUGCAGUAUUGUUUAAGUG
Castor canadensis (American beaver) is the source of this 1099-nucleotide messenger RNA. RefSeq names its product elongin C (gene Eloc). The record is from RefSeq and is a predicted model, not a curated record. Gene Ontology annotation, biological process: ubiquitin-dependent protein catabolic process. Lineage: Eukaryota; Metazoa; Chordata; Mammalia; Rodentia; Castoridae.